AUGGACGGAGGCCUGUGGCAGCGCGUGGGGCCUGGCGGCCUCCGACAAAGCGCGGUAGACGUUCCGCCCGAGUUUGCUGCAGCAGCAGCUGCUGCUGCUGCUGUUGCAGCCGACGAAGAGCAACAGACAGCCGCAUGCCAAGACCUAGCAGACAAGCUAAGCCCCGAAAGCAACUGCAGCAGCAAUUGCAGCAGCAACUGCAGCAGCAACUGCAGCAGCGGCAGCGACGUGUCGUUGGGGCCAGAAGUGUGCGCCUCCACUCUCACAACUGACACAGAGGCCCUGAGCCAGUGCAGCAGCGAGGCCUUUCCCGCGAAGCGCGAGCUGCUGCAGCAAGCAGCAGCAGCAGCAGCGCCUCCUGCAGCAGCAGAGCUGUCGCCCAGCGCGGCCGACGCAGCAGCAGCCGCUGAGCAGCAGGAACAGCUGCUGCUCAUGCUGCAGCAGCAGCAACCCAUUUGCGAGCCCCCCGCGUCGAUAGACGAGCAGCAGCUGCUGCUGUCGCUGCAAGCCCACCAGCAGCAGCUGCAGCAGCAAUACCUUUCCCAGUCGCAGCGAGCUGCAGCAGCAGCAAGACCCCCACAAACCCCUCCAGAGGGGGCCCCCCUGAGGCCCCUCACUCCCCAGGGCAGGAGGCCCUACGCACGUCCCGCCUGCUACGGCGCAGCAGCACCCUGGAUAGCAUCAGUGCAGCAGCAGCAGCAGCAGCAGCAGCAGCAGCAGAAGGCGGCGGUGCCUGCCGGCACGCAGCAGCAGCAGCAGCAGCAGCAGCAGCAGGAACAGCGUCCGAAGUGCUGCUGA
Molecule: messenger RNA, 798 nt
Organism: Eimeria tenella
Lineage: Eukaryota; Apicomplexa; Conoidasida; Eucoccidiorida; Eimeriidae
Product: protein phosphatase 2C, putative
Exons: 3
Coding region: 1-798 (265 amino acids)
Source: RefSeq, a predicted model, not a curated record